Molecule: messenger RNA, 1152 nt
Organism: Colletotrichum destructivum
Lineage: Eukaryota; Fungi; Ascomycota; Sordariomycetes; Glomerellales; Glomerellaceae
Product: Putative egh16-like virulence factor
Exons: 2
Coding region: 271-1152 (293 amino acids)
Source: RefSeq, a predicted model, not a curated record
CCCACGAGAUAUGGAAUGCCAAGGCAGGACCGUCCCAGAUCUUCUAUAUAACUGUCCCGUCCACACCGGUUCAAAGCUAAUCUUCUCCUGUUCUCAUCACACAGCAUCAACAAAGCAAGCCUUUCACUUCAAACCUCUUUUUCACUUUCUUUACCUAUCCCUCUAGCCCCGGUGGCUCUUCUUGAAUAGGAACUCUUUAAUCCUUGAAACCCCCCCUCCUCUCGACUCCGAUCCUCUCUAGUUUCCCUCAGCUCGAAUCCUUCAUUCAAAAUGCGCUCCCAGUCGCUUCUCGUCGCCGCCCUGGCUGCUUCCGUCUCUGCUCACGGCACGCUGUUGUCCGUCGAGGGCGCUAAUGGCGUCACCAUGCCCGGUCUCACCAUCGCUGAUGGAACUCCCCGUGACUGCACUUCCAACGGCUGCGGCUCCCAGGCCGACACCGCCAUCAUCCGUGACCGCGAGAUCGCCUCCGGCGAGGUCGGUCCUCUCGGCCGCACUCAGGGCAACGGCCCCGUUGACGCCUCGGUCAUGAUCAACAACUUCAUGGGUGGAUCUGCCGCCCCCAAGAACAACGGCAAGUCCGCAGCCACCGGCGUCGAGGACGAUAUCCCCAACAUGAAGCGUGCCGAGCUCCACGUCCGCCAGGGCCUCGCCGGUCUCCUCGGAGGCGGUGGCAAGAACAAGGGCAAGCAACAGAGCGGCCCCCCCGAGGCCCGCGUCGCUGCCACCGCCGGCAUGGGCGCCUCCCAGGGUAUGCCCACCUGCGCUGACGACGGCACCAUCACCAUGACCUUCCGCCAGAUCAACCAGGACGGCGCCGGUCCCCUGACCGCCGACGUUGACGGCACUUCGGGCGGCACCAAGGAGGAGGCCAUGCAGAGCGCCAAGGUCACUAUCGACGUCCCGGGCCUCGGCAUCCAGGGCCUUUCCCUCGCCACCAACACCGAGUUCCCCGUCAAGGUCCAGAUGCCCGCCGGCAUGACCUGCGACGCCACCGUCGGCAUGGCCACCAACGUUUGCGUCGUCCGCGUCCGCAACGGUGCCGCUGCCGGCCCCUUUGGCGGCUCUGCUGCCUUCACCCAGACCGCCGCUGGCCGCAAGCGCGCUAUCGCCUACCGCCUCAAGAAGCGCAUGGAGCUCAACAACCGUGCAUAA